Messenger RNA from Diorhabda carinulata, 1556 nucleotides. Its product is annotated as microtubule-associated proteins 1A/1B light chain 3C-like. NCBI's taxonomy places the organism in Eukaryota, Metazoa, Arthropoda, Insecta, Coleoptera, Chrysomelidae. Gene Ontology annotation, cellular component: cytosol; autophagosome membrane; autophagosome. Bases 104 to 631 code for a protein of 175 amino acids. The transcript has 4 exons. Gene Ontology annotation, molecular function: ubiquitin protein ligase binding. The record is from RefSeq and is a predicted model, not a curated record. Gene Ontology annotation, biological process: autophagy of mitochondrion; macroautophagy; autophagosome assembly.
GUUUUCAAACUGAUACACUCGUAGAACAAUUUCAAUAUUUUCAAACCGAAAUAAAAGCAAAUAAAUUAAUUGUGAGAGAGACGGGUAAAUAGUGAUAAAUAAAAUGUAUUCAGAUUCAUCGGAAAACAGUCUUAACAGUUUGAAAUUGUGUGAGUGCGAUAAUAACAAUUUGUGUUCGGUUAAAAUUAUGAAUAAUAUUUUAAAUGAAGUCAAGCAGUUUAACGGGAUAACAAAUUUCAACAACAAUGUCAGUAAAAAGGCACUAAAAACAGUAGAGGUACGAAGAGAAGAAGUUCUUGCUAUUAAAAAUCGAUUUCCAACUAAAAUACCUAUAAUAGUACAGCGUUAUCAUAAAGAAACUCAAUUACCUCCAUUGGAUAAAGCAAAAUUUUUAGUGCCGCAAGAUAUUACAAUGUCCCAGUUUCAAAUAAUAAUUAGGAAUAGGAUACGUCUCAAUCCUCAGCAAGCGUUAUACAUUUUAGUAAAUAACAAAUCUAUGACGAGUUUAACUCUAACUAUAUCCCAAGUAUAUGCUGAACAUGCUAAUGCUAAUGGGUUUUUGUACAUCACUUAUGCUUCUCAAGAAGUUUUCGGCAACUGUACUACCAAAAGUAAUAAUAACUCGGAAUGAUCUAUAGGAAUUUUUGGAUUGAACUUUUUUCCUUUAAAUCUAAACCUCAAAUUUUUGAUUUACUCAAUUUUAUAGUGUACCUAAAUUUACAAGAUUUUUUAUCUUUAAAAAAAUUCUGUUUGACCCAAACAGAAUUAUCUAAUUUCCAAAAUUCAUUGACAAUAAUUUGUAUAUUGAGUAAGAUUUACAAAUAUUUAUUUAUAAAACAUAAAUCUUAAUUUUUCGUGAGGUUAAUGUAAUAUAAACGAAAUACUUGAUAUUAUUCACCUUUUCGUAUUCGAAAAUUGUAAUAAUCUCUCAUUAUUCUAGAUAAUAUUCAUAAAACAUUGUUGAUAUAUUAAUUUAAUUGGUUAUUAAACAGAUCAAUGUUAUCAAUUUAUUUCUAAAGACUAAUUAAGUGACAAACAAAUUUUAGAAAAAUAAAAUAUAUCGGAAAGUAAUAAGUCUCUUUUUUUAUCUUCUUAAAUUCAAACGAUUUAUUAGCAAUUUUUACAGAACUCAAAUCUUUAUAUAGCAAAUAUAUGUUUUUAAAUCGAUAAAAAAAUUUCUUGGAACAAAUUGAACUAUAGAAAAUUCAUAAAAAGCUUAUAAUAUGUUGCAGUUCUUAUUCUAUUAAAGUAUUCUAUAUAAAAAAAAAAUCAAGGUACAUUAUUAAAGUGAAAAAAAUGCAAAUUCAAAAAUUCCAAUAAAAGAUCUUAGGUAGGGUUUUCUAAUUUUUUAAAUUUUUCUAGCAUAUAUUAAUGUUAGUUUUAAAGACUGUUUCUUUUAUAUAAGUAAUGUGAGAUUUUAUAUACUUGUUUUUAAUGUACUAUAUCUUUUAAUUAUUACAACUACAAAAACUAAAAUUGUUCAAACAAAAUAAUUUUACUGUAAAUAUUUAUAUCACUUGAAUUGUUUCCAUUUUAAAUAAAAAUGAAUAAGCAUA